AUGGCGGAUCCUGACGAAAACAGUCCACCUAGUGAAGGGUCAUCAGAGUAUCUGAGUUUAGCGUCUUCGAAUUCAAGUGAAAUACAAGAUUCUCAAGAGUUGAAAACGGUAAAACCAACGUUUUCUGUCAGUAACCCAGCCAGAGUUAUAGGUUUAUCUAGAAGACAGUUUGUUCAAGAAGGUAAGUCUUCAGAAUAUAUUGAUGUUGGUAUUUAGAGCUUUGAAAGACUUUAAUGUUGGGGUUAAACUGUUUAAAAUAGACUGAAAAUUAUAUUAGUGACUUUGAAACAUCUUAACAUAGUUUUAUGCUAAACUAGGCUUUAGUUGAAAGCUUUACUAUAAUAUCUUCGUCUGGUGCGUAUUUAACGUUAGACUUUUUUUAAAUAACUUCAAAAUUCUGAUUGUGAAGCCUUAUACACAUUUUUUCAGUUGUAAAGCAAAAUAAUUUGGCACACAUCAAGAAACAAAAAAAGGCCAACUUCCGAACAGCUGCCAGUAACUAUACAGUAGAUGAAUUCGACAUAGAUAGUGUUACAAGAGAGCGUGGUAAGUGUUUUAUUUGUUUUGUUUUGUUUUUAGGCGUUGUAGCAUUGCUUUAGACGAUAGAGACAAUAUGGGGAGAUUUUUUGGCUUCUCUAGCUUUAUUUUGAUGUUACAAGCUAUUAUAAUAUCAACGUUUUCUUUUAUUUUUAACUUAAUAAAAGAAAACCAUCUAAAUUUAGUUUUAGAUUAAAAAUUUCAAGAAUACGAUUUAAAAACAAUGUUAUUACAAUGAUAAAUUUGUAGAAGAUCUCUGUUUUAUAUGCCAAUCGUUCGACGAAAGGGAAACGACCACUUGUGGCGUUAGUGGGUGUAAUUUGUUCUACCAUGAACAUUGUCUUACCAGAGAAAAGAUCCAUGACUAUUUUAUAUUUUUCCAUCGGGACAAUCGGAUAUCCUGCUUCAAGCACUUUUGUAACCGAUGUUUUAGCGAAAACAAGAGGACAUCAGCAUGUUCAUCAGGUAUGUUAAUAUUUGGAGAAUUAUUUUUAAAGCUUUUAUGGGUAUAUAGUAAUGUAACAUCUAAAAAAUCGUAAACUAUAAAGUCUUAAAGAUUUUAAUCUAAUUUUUGUUGUUUUAGCGCCGUUUUACACUUGUAAAAUGUGUCCUCGAUCGUAUCAUUUGGAAUGUAUACCUCCUGGCUGUGAUCCCACAAGCGUAAUAUGUCCAAGCCAUUUUCGAAGUGUCACCACUGAAGCCGAACACAUUCCUCAGUGUUUUUGUUGUGCAAGAGGAUUGGAGAACGAUAAUAGAAGUAUGGUUCAUUAGAUUUUGACUUUUAGGUUGGUGUAAAAGGAAUGGCUCGUUUGGAAUUGAAGUUUUGGUAUUUUUAAUAAAAUUAUGCAAUUUUUUAAAUCAAAACUAGUUUUUUAAAAGUAUUAUAUAAGCUGGUUUUAAAAAAUGCCAUUUCAGUCGACUGCGACUAUUGUAUUCGAUCCUUCCACGACACGUGUGGCCAAUUCGUGGUGGCCAAACGUACAGGCAAAGGCGAUCGUAUGUGCUCGUUUUGUCAGUAUGGUUAUUUUGUCCCAGCUUCAUCACUAUGCCAUGUUUUGUACAAAGGAACUUUUCAACCAGCCAAAGUUACAGUAAGAGUAAAGGGGAACCCUGGCUUCGUACCGGUCGCUUUGAUGCGAGAUCUCAUCAAGAAUUCUUUCUCUGUACGACUAGUCAAGAUGGUUCAUCAUACUAGAGUAUUACCUUUUACUUUCAAUGAUGCCUACCUCAAGUAUUACAAGAAAAUGAAGUUAAGGAAUAUGAAUGGUGAGCUAUGUUUAUACCUAUAUAAUCGUUUGUUUUAGGCUAACUUUGGUAGAUUUUAAUUUUCUAUUCAGGGUUAUUUUUGUUUAUUAGGCUACUGUUGGUAUAUUCUGUUACUUUAAAAGGUUAUAUAAUUCCACUAAUAAUUUUUUAGUUUACCUUUACCUCCGGCAAGAAAUGUCAACAUCAGAUGUAUCUGAAUUACCUGUUUUACCAGUGAAAUCGUGUUACAAAGACUUCUCACCUUGUACAGUAAGUUCUUUUAAUGUUGAAAUCGAUUGAAGAUUAUAUUAAUCAUGAUUUAAACAAUUUCAGGAGAACAUAUGCCUGAGGAAGGAGUUUAAAGACCUACUUUUCGAAGAGAACAACGCCCAUAAGUGUAAGUGUGAAGUGGAGAAUGGCAUGAAAUGUCUGGAUAGUUGUGUAAACAGACGACAAUACUACGAAUGCAACGAGGAUUGUGGGCCGGAAUGUAAGAAUGGGCCAAAGUCACGGGAUCCCAACUUUGACAAACUGGAGGUGUUCGAAUGUCCGGUCAGAGGUCGAGGUCUCAGGGCGAAAGAGCACUUUGUUGCGGUACGUUGAUUGAUAUCUUAUAUUUUUUAGAUCAGAUUGUUCACAUAAUUCUGGGCAUGUAGUAUGUUCAAAUAAUUCUGUGUCCCGUCUCAGAGCACAUAUUUGGGGUUGGGGCACAUAAUUAAUUGAACAAUCUUUAGGUGACGUUUAAUAAUUUUUUUUAUUUCAGGGAGAGCCCAUUGGUGAGUACCGUGGCCGGCUACUGACUCAGAAGCAGGUGACCGAAUACAUGACAAUAUUUUGUGACUGCCGGAACAUUGAGGACCAUUUGUACUUUAUGGGAAUAGGUAAUACUGGAGUGACAAUCGAUGCCAAGACCAGAGGGUCUAUUACAAGAUUCGCGAAUCACAGCUGUGAACCCAAUGUUAAAGUUGUGUGUGUUACUGUAGGUUUUUUUGUUUUGAUGGAAAAUUGAGCGGUUUGGAUUUAUAAGUUUUUGGUCAAAAAGUACGUAGAAAAGUCGUUUUUGAUCAACGUGACAUGCCAAAUUGACGAAAGUUAAAAUUUUACUGUUUUGCCAUUAUUUAAUAAACCUUUUAGGGCGUAGACAACAUGCGACGACAAAUGCUGUACGCGAAACAUGACAUAAAGCAAGGAGAGGAGAUAACCUUCGACUAUGCCAUGGACUGGGACGAGUUCAACAAGAUCUGCAGAUGUGGCAAAGAACAGUGUAGUGGCUAUCUGAAUGGUCGCAUGCAAAGUCGUAUUAAGAUAAUACGAACCGCCGAAGAAUAUGUACCAAAAGUGUCAAGGAAGAGAAAGGUGAAACGAGAGAAUGACAGUUCUCUAUCCACACGACAAUGUUAA
Molecule: messenger RNA, 3183 nt
Organism: Bursaphelenchus okinawaensis
Lineage: Eukaryota; Metazoa; Nematoda; Chromadorea; Rhabditida; Aphelenchoididae
Source: the annotation of a GenBank genome assembly